GUGCUGAUCAACAUCGCCGGGCUGCGCUUCGAGACCCAGCUGGGCACCCUCAACCAGUUCCCCGACACGCUGCUGGGGGACCCCGAUAAGCGCAUGCGCUACUUCGACCCCCUCCGCAACGAGUACUUCUUCGACCGCAACCGGCCCAGCUUCGACGGGAUCCUCUACUUCUACCAGUCCGGGGGGAAGCUCCGCCGGCCCGUCAACGUCUCCAUCGACGUCUUCGCCGACGAGAUCCGCUUCUACCAGCUGGGCGAGGAGGCCAUGGAGCGCUUCCGCGAGGACGAGGGCUUCAUCAAAGAGGAGGAGAAGCCCCUGCCCCGCAACGAGUUCCAGCGCCAGGUCUGGCUCAUCUUCGAGUACCCCGAGAGCUCCGGCUCGGCCCGGGCCAUCGCCAUCGUCUCCGUGCUGGUCAUCCUCAUCUCCAUCAUCACCUUCUGCCUGGAGACCCUGCCGGAAUUCAGGGACGAGAGGGAGAUGCCCGUGCCCCUGCCUCCACAAAGAGGAGGUUUGAACGGCACAGCCGGGGACUCCCCCCCCAUGCAGCCACCCAGCAGCCUCUCUGACCCCUUCUUCAUCAUCGAGACCACCUGCGUCAUCUGGUUCACCUUUGAGCUCCUCGUCCGCUUCUUCGCCUGCCCCAGCAAGCCCGAGUUCUCCCGCAACAUCAUGAACAUCAUCGACAUCGUGGCCAUCAUCCCCUACUUCAUCACCCUGGGCACCGAGCUGGCCCACGAGCAGCAGCAGCCCGGGACUGGCAAUAGCAAUGGGGGCGGGGGCCAGCAGCAAGCCAUGUCCCUGGCCAUCCUCAGAGAUGGGGUGUCCUGGCACUGGGAUGACUAA
Messenger RNA from Haliaeetus leucocephalus (bald eagle), 843 nucleotides. Its product is annotated as potassium voltage-gated channel subfamily A member 5-like. Gene Ontology annotation, cellular component: voltage-gated potassium channel complex; membrane. Gene Ontology annotation, biological process: potassium ion transmembrane transport; protein homooligomerization. NCBI's taxonomy places the organism in Eukaryota, Metazoa, Chordata, Aves, Accipitriformes, Accipitridae. The transcript is spliced from 2 exons. The record is from RefSeq and is a predicted model, not a curated record. Gene Ontology annotation, molecular function: delayed rectifier potassium channel activity. The annotation marks the transcript as partial.